Molecule: messenger RNA, 1116 nt
Organism: Capsicum annuum
Lineage: Eukaryota; Viridiplantae; Streptophyta; Magnoliopsida; Solanales; Solanaceae
Exons: 3
Coding region: 1-1116 (371 amino acids)
Molecular function (GO): zinc ion binding
Source: RefSeq, a predicted model, not a curated record
AUGGCAAGUGAUACAGCAUGCCUAUAUGGUGAUAAGAGGAACCGUAGAAGAGAACUACAACAGGUUGCUAUUGUAUCUUCACCCGAUGAAAGAAAACAACCCAGAUUUCAAUAUGUAUUCUUUGCUUAUGGCACUUCAAUCAUUGGAUGGACCAACUGUAGAUCGGUAAUAAUGGUAGAUGCAAUAUUUUUUAAGGCAAAAUAUCGUGGUGUCCUCAUGAUAGCAAUGUCAAAGGAUGAAAACAACAAUAUAUUUCCUUUGGCUUUUGGAAUUGCAGACUCAAAAAAUAAUGAGUCUUAUAACUGGUUCUUCAAUCAGUUAAGAUAUGCAACUGAGUUACGUGAAAAAUUGUCUAUUCUAUCAUAUCGUCACCCAUCCAUUGCAAAUAUAAUUACAAAUGUCUAUCCAGAGUGUCAGCACGGGAUAUGCAUCUAUCACAAAGAGAAGAAUUUAAGAAAAAGAUACUUCUCAGAUGUGGUUCUAUCACUCUUCUACAAUGCAGCAACAGCAUACAAACGAACUGAAUUUUAUACUUUUAUUGAUGAGAUUGAAAAAGUCAACAAAGGUGCUGUGGAGUACUUGAACGAAGAAGAACCAGAAAGAUGGGCUCGUUCAUUUCAUACUAAUAGAAGGUACAAUAUGCUUACGACUAACAACGUGGAGUCCAUGAAUGUUGUACUGAGAAAAUCCAGGCUACUGCCAAUACUGGGACUGAUUGAUUACAUUCAUAACAAGUUAAAAAGUUUGUUUUAUGAAAGAAAAAUGAAAUCACAAGGCAACUUUCAUGACAUCACACGUUGGGCGAAAGUGGAGGUGACUGACAAGAUUCAAGUCGCCUUGAAAUUGAAAGUAGACCUCAUUGAUUCAACAAAAUUUGUUAUAAGAGAAGAAAAAGUUGAAUAUAUUGUAGACCUGAAGAGCAGGACUUGUCAAUGCUUGGUAUUUCAAAUAGAUGAGAUACCAUGCACCCAUGCAAUUGCAGCGAUAGAGAGUAGACAUAUGAACAAGUUAGCUAUUGUUCUCAUUGGUUCUCAAGGCAGUCUUGACUACAAACAUACCAGGGAGAAAUCCUGCCAGUUUAAAGCAUGGCAUCAUGGAUUGUCCCAGAUAACAUAA